This is a messenger RNA of Trifolium pratense (red clover), 4276 nucleotides long. RefSeq names its product myosin-2-like. The transcript is spliced from 24 exons. The record is from RefSeq and is a predicted model, not a curated record. Bases 321 to 3881 code for a protein of 1186 amino acids. NCBI's taxonomy places the organism in Eukaryota, Viridiplantae, Streptophyta, Magnoliopsida, Fabales, Fabaceae. Gene Ontology annotation, molecular function: actin filament binding; microfilament motor activity; ATP binding. Gene Ontology annotation, biological process: actin filament organization; vesicle transport along actin filament. Gene Ontology annotation, cellular component: actin cytoskeleton; vesicle; myosin complex.
UCUUUUUUCUCAAUCAAUUAAAUUAAUUUUUUGGUUUCACAAAACAAAGAAAUUGGUGUUCUUCCUUUUUUUAGCUACCCUCUGUUUCUCCAUCUUUCUCUCUAAUCCCAAACACAACAACUUUUGUUUCACUCUCCAAUGCAUUAUAUCUAACUCACCCUUUCACUAAAUAGAAACCCGUGUAACAACUCUUCAUUUUUCAAUUCAUUCAUUCAUCAACAACACUAACCAAUUUUCACCCUAAAUCUCAAUUUCUUCAACGCCGAUAUCCUUUUGCAUUCUUGUUGGCGAUUUACAUUUCGCCAACCAAAAAUUCAGAAAUGGUGUUAUCAGCUUCGUCAUGUUCUCUAACGAGAAGCUCGUUGGAAGAGAUGUUAGAAUCGCUUCGUCGGAUGGAUGAGGAACAAGAGAAGAAGAAGGACUUACCUCCUGCUUUGCCAUCUCGUCCGGCUUCUAAGGCCAGGCUUCCUCCUGCGAGGCGAUCGUUGCCGAAUAAUUUUAAGGUUGGUAGAUGUGUUGUGGUCGAGAAUGGAUUUAUUGACAAUGUGGAAAGUAAGAGGAAGGAGACAUCACCAUCACCAUCACCAUCAACAUCAAAAUGUUCUGAAUAUAAGAGAAGUGACAGCAGUUUUGGGAGGAAGAGGGUGAAGAAGGAUGUUGUGGAGUCACCUUAUGUGUCAGCAAUUUCAGAAUUGGAUGGUGACACUAUUUCUUAUUUCAUCAAAAUGAAGCUUCGCGUUUGGUGUAGGCAACCAAGAGGGCAAUGGGAGCUAGGUUCAAUACAAUCAACUUCGGGAGAAGAAGCUUCCAUUUCACUAUCAAAUGGAAAAGUACUGAAAAUGGCUAGAUCAGAACUCGUACCAGCUAAUCCUGAUAUUUUAGAGGGUGCGGAUGACCUUAUCAAAAUCGCUUAUUUGAAUGAGCCAUCUGUUCUUCACAAUCUUAGGUUUAGAUAUUCUCGGGAGAUGAUAUAUAGUAAAGCAGGUCCGGUUUUAAUUGCACUCAAUCCUUUCAAAGAUCUCCAGAUUUAUGGAAAUGAUUAUGUCUCCACUUAUAGGCAGCAAUUUGUUGAUACUCCUCAUGUUUAUGGUAUGGUAGAUGCAGCUUAUAACCAGAUGAUGAGAGAUGAAGUAAAUCAGUCCAUUAUCAUAAGUGGUGAGAGUGGAUCUGGAAAGACAGAGACAGCUAAAAUUGCUAUGCAAUACUUAGCUGCUCUUGGUAGUAGCAGUUGUGGGAGAGCAAAUGAUGUUCUUCAGACAAAUUGCAUACUAGAAGCUUUUGGAAAUGCAAAAACGUCUGUAAAUGACAACUCUAGCAGAUUUGGAAAGUUUAUUCAAAUUCAUUUCAGUGCCAUGGGUAAAAUAUGCGGGGCUAAAAUUCAAACCUAUUUGUUGGAAAAGUCGAGAGUUGUUCAAAUGGCCAAUGGCGAGAGGUUGUAUCACGUAUUUUAUCAACUUUGUGCUGGAUCUUCAUCUAGUCUUAAAGAGAGACUGAAUCUUAGGGCAGCCCGUGAAUAUAAAUAUUUAAAUCAAAGUGACUGCAUGACAGUUGAUGGUAUUGAUGAUGCUAAAAACUUUCAUCAACUGAAGAAAGCAUUUGAUGCUGUUCGAAUUUGUAAAGAGGACCAAGACCUCAUCUUUAAGAUGCUUGCUGCAAUACUAUGGCUGGGAAAUAUAUCAUUCAAAGUUAUUGACAGUGGAAAUCACAUUGAAGUUAUGAGUGAUGAAGCUGUAUCCAGUGCUGCCAUGCUGAUGGGUUGCAGUUCCCAGGAAUUAAUAAUGGCAUUAUCUACCCAUAAAAUCCAACCUGGCGAGGACACUGUUGCCACAAGUUUGACAUUAUUGCAGGCAAUUGAAACAAGAGAUGCAAUUGCCAAAUUUAUUUAUGCAAGCUUGUUUGAAUGGCUUGUACAACAAGUUAACAAGUCACUUGAAGUGGGUGAAAAAUAUACAGAGAAAUUCAUUAGUAUCCUUGAUUUUUAUGGGUUUCAGUCAUUCCAGAAAAACAACUUUGAACAGUUUUGCAUAAAUUAUGCCAAUGAGAGGCUUCAACAACAUUUUAAUCGGCAUCUGUUUAAACUUGAGCAGGAGGACUGUGAAUCGGACGGCAUUGUUUGUACAGAGUUAGAUUUUGAGGACAAUCAAGAGUGCUUGGAUUUAUUUGAGAAGAAACCUCUCAGUCUAUUCUCAUUGUUGGAUGAGGAAUCAAAUCUCACCGAGGCUUCUGAUUUAACAUUUUCUAAUAAACUAAAGAAUCUCCUGGAUGCUAAUCAUUGCUUCAAAGUGGAAAGAGGUGGAGCUUUCAGUGUUCGUCAUUAUGCAGGGGAGGUUUUGUAUGAUACAAAUGGCUUUAUAGAAAAGAACAGAGAUAUGUUGUCUUCUAAUUCCAUUCAACUCAUUUCAUCAUGUAAUUGUGAACUGCUGAAUUUGUUCUCCGAAGUGUUUAACCAAUCUGAGGAGCAUGGAAAUUCCACUUUCCAUUUUGAUGCAUUAUACUCACAGAAGAGAGGUGUCGGAACAAACUUCAAGGAUCAAUUGUUCAAGUUGAUGCAUCAGUUGGAGAGCAGCACUCCUCACUUUAUUCGCUGUAUAAAACCAAAUACUAGGAAGCAUCCUGGAAUUUAUGACAAUGAACUUGUCCUUCAACAGCUCAGAUCUUGUGGAGUUCUAGACGCUGUUAGAAUUUCAAGGGCUGGAUAUCCUACUCGAAUGAACCAUCAAGAGUUUUCCAGACGGUACGAGUUUCUGCUUUUUGGGACUGAUGUACCCCGGGAUCCGUUGAGCACCUCAGUCGCUGUUUUGCAAAAAUUUAAUAUCCCUUCUGAAAUGUACCAAGUUGGCUACACGAAACUGUAUCUCCGAGCAGGGCAGAUCGGUGCCUUGGAGGAUAAGAGAAAACAGUUUUUGCAGGGAACUCUUCGGAUUCAAAAAUGCUUCCGUGGUCAUCAAGCUCGUAGUUAUUUCUGUGAAUUUAAGAAUGGAGCGACAAUAUUACAAUCAUUUAUUCGUGGAGAAACUACAAGAAAGAAACAUGGUCUUUUGACGAAAUCUUCCAUAUCCAUUUAUUCUAAAAAACUUGAGGAGAUUCAUGCAAUCAUAUUACUUCAAUCUGUGAUUCGUGGGUGGCUGGUUCGUAGGGACUCUAGUUGCGACAAUAUAUUGAAGAAAAAUCAUGAUAAUGCAAAACCUAGACCGAAGUCUCAUGUUAAGGAUUUGUCCAAAGAGCUGGUUGAGAACAUGCCUUCAGCUUUAGCAGAACUCCAGAAACGGGUAUACAGCGCUGAAGCAAUUGUCAAGCAAAAGGAAGAGGAAAAUACUGAAUUGAGGGAAAAGUUAAAACAAUCUGAAAGAAAGAGGGUUGAAUAUGAAGCGAAGAUGAAGUCAAUGGAGGAGGCAUGGCAAAAGCAGAUGGCAUCUUUGCAAACGAGUCUUGUUGCUGCUAGAAAGAACCAUGCUUCAGAGAAUGGCACUGUUCAACCUGUAAGACAUGAUCUUGUGUCACCUCGCUACUAUGAUUCUGAACAUGCUACUUCCAUGGAAUCUCGAACAACUGAUGGGAGCACACCUAUGAAGCUUUCUAGUUGUUUUUCGGUCGCUGAUGCAGGGAGGCAGACUAAUGGUGCUUUGACUACAGUGAGCAAUCUGAUGAAGGAAUUUGAGCAGCGAAGACAGACCUUCAAUGAUGAAGUUAAAGCUUUGAAUGAGGUUAAACCAGGGCAGUCUUCCAACACAAAUUCUGCUGAUGAACUUCGGAAACUUAAGCAAAGAUUUGAGGGAUGGAAGAAACAAUACAAGGUUAGAUUACGGGAGACAAAAGCAAGGCUUUCUGAAACCGAAAAAAGUCGAUGGACAUGGUGGGGGAAAUUAAGCUUGAAAGCAUAAUAGCAUGCAGUUUUCAAGCAGUCUCUUCGCUGAAGUCCAUGAAUGUUGAAGACACAGCAAAUAGUGGCAAAAUGAUUGUAGUCGUGAACUCUGUCAUUUUGAAGAGUUUCUUCCUUUAUAUCUCACUAUGUUGCUUGAACACUAGAUAAAAGUGCUAUCAUUGUGAUACUUGGUAUAAGGCAUGAAAUUGUAUAUCUAGCAAUUUUGUUAAUGGUGGAGCCGUGGAAGAAUUAUAGAUUGUGCGUAGUUGUAGAUUUGUAGCAUAGCUGUAUUGAUUGGUAUAGUCUGCUUCAGUAUAUUCUUUCUUCCUUAACAUGGUGGAAAACCAGUGAUGGGUAUGUAUAUUGUCGCUGAACUCAAAGAUUUUAAUAUUCAAGUGUUGGUUUUUUUUUAAA